AGGGAGAGUCAAGCACAGUGAGUAUCGGAAUCUAAUUGUGUAAAAGUUCGCGCGGGAUUUCAAAGCGCACAGAGCAGAAAUCAUGGCCAACAAGGCGCAGGCUCCCUACCUCCAUCUGGCAGAGCUCACGGCGUCCCAGUUCCUCGAAAUCUGGAGACACUUCGACAGUGAUGGAAAUGGCUACAUUGAGGGUAAGGAGCUGGAGAACUUCAUCAGCCAGCUGGAGAUAGCACGGAAAGGGGCAGGCAUGGACCCCAGUAAUACCAGUUUCAGAGAAAAGAUGAAAGAAUUCAUGCAAAAAUUUGACAAGAACGCCGAUGGGAAAAUUGAGAUGUCAGAGCUGGCCCAGAUUCUGCCCACAGAAGAGAACUUUUUGCUCUGCUUCAGGCAGUACGUAGGAUCCAGCUCCGAGUUCAUGGCGGCAUGGAGGAAAUAUGACACAGACCGUAGUGGAUACAUUGAAGCCAAUGAACUCAAGGGGUUCCUCUCAGACCUGCUGAGGAAGGCCAAUCGGUACUACGACGACCAGAAGCUGAACGAGUACACCCAAACAAUACUGAAGAUGUUCGACUUGAAUGGUGACGGGAAGCUGGGCCUAUCUGAGAUGUCCAGGCUGCUACCUGUUCAAGAAAAUUUCCUACUCAAGUUCAAGGGUGUCAAGUUGAACUCUGACCAGUUCAAUGCCAUCUUCACGUACUAUGACAAGGAUGGAAAUGGCUACAUUGAUGAACAGGAACUGGAUGCUUUGCUGAAAGACCUUUAUGAGAAGAACAACAAGGAAAUAGAUGCCAAUAGCAUGAUGGAAUACAAGAAGAGCAUCAUGACCCUGUCUGACAGAGGACGGCUGUACCGCACCGAGCUGGAAAUCGUGCUCUGCAAGGAGUCCCUACUGUGACAGCCCCGUCCUCGGGCCGGAUCUCUCUAACUGUGCUGUAACCAAUUGCAUGUGCUGAUCUCUCCAUUGGUCGGUCUAAAGACACCUUUCAAAGCACAAUCAGGCCUCUGCCUCCCACCCUCACACUCCUUUGUGAAAAUAGCAAAAUGAUAGUAAAUAGGUUGUUUAUUUUUAAAACUUGAAAUAAAAGAAAAUAAUAUAAAUGUGCUUAAGAUAUCAAUAUGCUAAUUUAAUUACCUUGGUCUGAGUUACAAUCUCCUAUUGAAAUUUUUCACUUAUUUAUUUUGUAAGCUUAAUCAUCCUGUGUUUCUUGCCCUUUUUGUGCUUACAUUAUCUCGUUAAUUUAUCCACUUGUUAUUUGAGUAUUGUGUUUUAGUAACAAUAAGAUAACAACAAUAAAGGUCCCAGAUGAUUAGA
Molecule: messenger RNA, 1312 nt
Organism: Paramormyrops kingsleyae
Lineage: Eukaryota; Metazoa; Chordata; Actinopteri; Osteoglossiformes; Mormyridae
Product: calretinin-like
Biological process (GO): regulation of long-term synaptic potentiation; regulation of presynaptic cytosolic calcium ion concentration
Cellular component (GO): cytosol; synapse; terminal bouton
Molecular function (GO): calcium ion binding
Source: RefSeq, a predicted model, not a curated record